Lichtheimia ornata is the source of this 948-nucleotide messenger RNA. RefSeq lists its product as uncharacterized. The transcript has 6 exons. The record is from RefSeq and is a predicted model, not a curated record. Bases 1 to 948 code for a protein of 315 amino acids. NCBI's taxonomy places the organism in Eukaryota, Fungi, Mucoromycota, Mucoromycetes, Mucorales, Lichtheimiaceae.
AUGGACUCCAAUAUUAACAACAGCAACAGCCCACUGCCAAAAGACCGUGCCGCUGCAUAUACUUUGGUCUAUAUGAGUAUUUGUCUCACUUGUGUCAUAUGGCAAAUCAUGAAUGCCAUAACCCUGGUACACAGAUCAAGAAAACUGCUCCAUUUUGCCGUGUUGGCCGAAGUUCUCCUAGCAUUUAUUGUGAUAUUGUGUAGUCUACUCAAUCCAUUAGCAGACCUGAGCUGCGAUGUGCGAUACUGGGUUUCUAUUAUUGCUGUCAAUCUUGGAGGAUGCUGUAUACAAAGUAUUCUUUUGUACAAAGCCUAUAUAUGCUAUGACCAUGCAAAAUGGCUGCUCUGGGUGGGCUCUUUUAUCAAUUGCGGUUAUCUUGCUUUGAUCUUUCUUUAUGCAACAUUGGGCAAAGUACCCUCCUACAGAGAUUCCAUGGGCAAUUGUUUGAUGGAAAAUCUCGAAUGGCCAGCCAUUGCAAAACUUGGAUUGGAUAUUGCAAGCAAUGCGUUCUUAUCAGUCGCUUUUUUGAUGGUGAUCUAUCGCCAUUAUCGCCUCUUCGGAAACAGCUUACACAAGUCAUUGUUAGCGAGCGGCACCAUCUUCUCAGUGGGCGUCAUUGCUUCCAACAUUGUCACUGGUAUUCUGAUUGCAUGCAAAGCGAUGGGUGGACUAUCAGCUGACUUGUAUUCAUUUGAUUGGGUAAUUACAGGUUAUCUUUUAAUCAAGCAAUUCAAACGUGACAAGGCCAAGUCCAAUGAAAACGACCAGAUGAUCUCGAAAACAAUGCAAAGUGACAUUGGAAGCACACUAUCACGCAAUAGCCGAGAUGAACACGUUCGCGAAUUACAAGGGCUAGAGGCUCUUUCGAUGGCUCGUUGCCGCAAUUGCACAAAUCUCAUUUAUCCAGACACUGAAAUCAUUAAUAUCAACCAUGCAUCCAAAUCGUAG